AUGUCGUCUCGGCCAUUUGAAAGACCUCUCCUGCCUGUGCCGUCUGCUGUCGCUUCUCCAGUGGGGAAUACCAUCCGGCCUCGGGUCAAGAAGGCUUCGUUGGCUUGCACGGAGUGCCGGAAACGCAAAUCAAAGGCAACCCGACUUCUGUGCGUUGGUCUUCCUCCGCCCUGCGAGCGUUGCCGUCGCCUAAACACAGAAUGUAUCCUCGAUGAAGAAAGUGACCGUCGUCGUCGCGGCGUCCUUGAGCGCAGAUUAGAUGCCUUGGAGCAAGACCGCACGCUACUAGUGAGGUUGGUGGACAGCAUUCGCGAUGGUAGCCAGGAAGAGGCUAGUAGAGUCCUGAGCUACAUUCGGAGUGACGCUUCACUAGAUGACAUUCGGCAUUAUCUGUCACAAAGUUCGUCACCCGCCGAUAGUGAGCAUGUGCCCAAGCAGAGAUUCAAUCCUCUUUAUCGUGUACCGGCUUGGCCAUGGACUUCAGUGACGGAUGAUAGCAAUUAUAUCUCCCAUCUCAUAUCCCUCUACUUCUCUUGGAACUCUCCUGUACAAAAGUGGAUUGAUCGCGAUCUGUUUAUCAGAGACAUGCAGAGUGGGAACAAAGACUCGCAGUUCUGCUCUCCCUUUCUUGUCAAUGCGGUCCUGGCGGUUGCUUGCUGCUACUGCGACAUAUCGGAAACAAGUUAUGCGCUCGACGUUGCCUUACCGGGGAAACAAGAUUUUCAUGACGAAGCAAAACGGCUACUUGACCAGGAGGAGGACAAGCUUUCUCUCACAAGCUUUCAAGGCCGCUGUGAACUAUACUUGAGCACGUGGAUCAUGGGCAAGCACAUGCUCGGAUGGCAGUACUUGGUCGAUGUUGCGGACUGUGCUCGGCAGCUCAUGACUCGAAGGAAUGCCAUCUCACUGGAGUCUGACAAAAAUGCCAUUGAGCUACUUUAUGCUUUUGAUACUGCAAUAACUGGAUCAUUUAGUGCUCUGUCUAUCGCGUACCCUAGUCUUCAUAAACAGUCGAACAUGCCGAAGCCUACUACAUAUAACCUGCUUCCACCAGACCAUAACCCAAAAGAUGUGUGGUGGCCAUAUACUGUUGAUGAUGGAUCAGAGAUAAUGCCGGUACCUGUGCCAGCACAUUCGAACUGCGUCAGCGCUGAGCUGUUCAAGCUUCAACUGGUAUUAUGGGAAAUUUCGAACAAUCCUUUUCAGAGCAUAGAGCAGCUUUGCUCCACCAAAGAGGAGAUGGCGGACGUCUUCCACGAACGAUUAAAACAAUGGGCACUCGAGCUUCCUGAAUGUCUGACGCAGGCCAGCUUAGUGGAUAUUACGCCGAUCCCGGCAGUUCUCAACAUGCAUGCCGUCAUUAAUAUAUAUGAUGGCAUCAAGAUCCUCAGUGACGGCCUUUCUCCCAUAAACAAGGUCCAGGCCAUGCGGUUAUCCUCCGCUCGUACCAUCUGCUCCCUCCUCGAGAUUUUUGUUUCACGUUGGUCUGUGAUAUACAUGCCCUUCAUCUAUAUACGCUACGCAAAUAUUGCAUUGUCCAUCCUGCUUGCCGACUUAGACAACUCGGAAAGUAGAGGGCAUUUCAUAAGCUCCUAUACUGCUCUUCAUACGCUGUCAAUACGGUUUCCAAUAGCAAAGGAGGUGUUGCAGCUUAUUCUAGAGCAGGCUAGGCAGCUGCAAACGGAUCUCCCCGGCGAGAUCCUUUGCAUGAACUAG
This is a messenger RNA of Aspergillus mulundensis, 1716 nucleotides long. Its product is annotated as putative Zn(II)2Cys6 transcription factor. The coding region runs from base 1 to 1716 and encodes 571 amino acids. Gene Ontology annotation, molecular function: DNA-binding transcription factor activity, RNA polymerase II-specific; DNA binding; zinc ion binding. The record is from RefSeq and is a predicted model, not a curated record. NCBI's taxonomy places the organism in Eukaryota, Fungi, Ascomycota, Eurotiomycetes, Eurotiales, Aspergillaceae. Gene Ontology annotation, biological process: regulation of DNA-templated transcription; DNA-templated transcription. The transcript is spliced from 7 exons.